AUGAACCACUCUUCUCUUCUGCCCGAAUCCUUUGCCAUGGACUGCCCCGUCACCACAGAAAGUGACUAUAUCAGCUCUCAUGUGACAGGAUUCCCAAGCGACGAGGAUGAUAGCCAGCGAGUCGGAGGGCUUUCCUCCAUCUCCUCCAUGCCCGUCACCAACGGCGUGCGGUACCACACACAGCAGCCUGCGAUGCAGGACUUACACUUCCCUGGUUCGACGGCACUUACAAUGACUCCACCAGAUUCUUGCUCCGAUUCUUUCUCCCCAACCUCCGGUCCUCUAUUCACAUACCCUGCUCAGCAACCCAGUUCGUACGAUCGCAUGGCAGAGUUUCGACGCGGAGGUCUAUCUCUUCAACCUCUCGCUGGAAUGUCUUCUACUAUGCAAGCUCCCAAUCAUGGACUGGGCGCCGUGCCAGGACUGAUGGGCCGGAAUAACAGCUACGGCUCGUCGUAUGCAUAUCAUCGAGGAAUGGGGUUGCCUCUGGCAGGCGUGAAUGAUAUUUCUCGGACUCAUCAAUAUCCGGGGAACCCUCGAGCUUUGGAUGGUGUCCUCGACCGACCACAAACGACCUUAUUUCAGCAGCCCAUAGUGGAAUCUUCUCAACGGUCUCAAGCACAAAUCGAGGCACCUCCCUUCGAUGAUACGAAUCAUGUUGAAUCCAUUGUGGCAGACUUCGGGACUUCACAAACGGAGAUCAAGCCAGAAGUCCACGCAAAAAUUGGUCGAGGCUUCUUUGCCUCCGACGGGAAGUGGACGUGCUACCGUCGGAACUACUUUGCUGUCACUUGCAGCUUCAGCCUGCACCCAUGGCCCUCUACUGUGCCCCUGUAUCUUCGACGCGAUAAUCAAACGCUUUCUCCCAUUCGAGGCUUUGCCAUGUCGAUUUCUGCGAUUGUGAACGGUAUCUAUGGAGACACCCGUGAGCUUGUUCAGCAUACACCCAAGAGAGACAAACAGUCCGAACGCAAGCCCGGACGAGUCACCCUCCAGCCAUCUCCCCCACCAUCGCUGACUGCAGGGUCCGCGGGGAAUGGCACACAUUCCGGCUUUGCCCUGGGAUCGCAGUCCCUCGACUACAAUGGCUCUUUCACAGGGGCACCCCAGCCAUGUCAACCCCCCACAUCCCACAUGUUCGAGCGAAUUCAAUUCCAGAAAGCCACCGUCAACAACGGCAAGCGCCGCGCAACGCAACAAUUCUACAAUCUCGUUGUCGAAUUACAUGCAGAAGUGUCCGACGCGGUGACCGGUGAAUCAACCUGGGUCCAGAUCGCUCGCCGCCACUCUGACCGGAUGGUCGUCCGAGGCCGAUCCCCGGGGCAUUACAAGGACGGGCGCCGGGACAGCACCGCUAGCAUGGGCCCUGACGGCAGCAGCGGAGACGGCGGGAGUAGUCUCCCUCACGGAAUGACCCAGGCGCACUCACACCUUAUAUACGACCAAGGGCCUAGGAACAUCUUGGGAUACGGAAGGACCGACUACCGCCAUAUGCCUACCUCAGAACACUCUCCACUGAGCGAUAGUCCUCUUGUUUCAUCGUCAUCAUCACCUGGUUUCGACUACUCGAUGAUGGAUGAUACGAUGAACCCCAUGGACACGAUCAAGACCGACCCAUACCAAGACCCCGUUUUCUCAGGCGUCAAUACACACUAUCGUGCCAGUACCGGAGGUUUCGAUCCGGUUUACUCUUCUUACGGUCGCCAUGACCCCCUCCCUAACUCUCACGGGCUAUGCACUUAG
Penicillium chermesinum is the source of this 1743-nucleotide messenger RNA. RefSeq lists its product as uncharacterized. The transcript has 5 exons. Gene Ontology annotation, cellular component: nuclear chromosome. Lineage: Eukaryota; Fungi; Ascomycota; Eurotiomycetes; Eurotiales; Aspergillaceae. Gene Ontology annotation, molecular function: DNA-binding transcription factor activity; DNA binding. Gene Ontology annotation, biological process: positive regulation of transcription by RNA polymerase II; meiotic cell cycle. The record is from RefSeq and is a predicted model, not a curated record. The coding region runs from base 1 to 1743 and encodes 580 amino acids.